This is a messenger RNA of Symbiodinium necroappetens, 389 nucleotides long. Lineage: Eukaryota; Dinophyceae; Suessiales; Symbiodiniaceae. The record is from the annotation of a GenBank genome assembly.
AUGAUGUCAGAGCCAGACCCAGCAGGGCCAGCCCAAGUCGACCUUCCUCAAGUAGCAGCCCGUUUGGAAGGGUAUGCAGAGCUGACCACGCUUCAAAAAAUCAUCCGAGAGAAGCUUCAGACACCAGCCUUGAUUGAGGUUACUGUGGGCGCUGAUUUGUCGGACAGAAAGCAUCGACAGAUCCAAAGGCGACGUGAGCUUGCAAAACAUCUGGGGCGCACAUCAGUCCUUUUCUACAACGGAAUGCAGGAUGCCAAUAUUGCCAUCGAUGAGGAGACCAUCUCAGUGUGGAUUUCCCGCGAAAACGUGGAACAUUUUGCCUUACGAAAGGCACAGAAGAAGGCAGAAAUGGCGUUGCAACAGCGUCAAGGCUUUGGCACGACCUCUGA